Molecule: messenger RNA, 3834 nt
Organism: Macrosteles quadrilineatus (aster leafhopper)
Lineage: Eukaryota; Metazoa; Arthropoda; Insecta; Hemiptera; Cicadellidae
Exons: 10
Coding region: 202-2196 (664 amino acids)
Source: RefSeq, a predicted model, not a curated record
UUUCUGUUUUUUUGAGUUCUAAACUAAGACUAGACUGUGUUUCGGUUCUUUAUUAUUGUGUGUUUGUUGAUGUUGAUGUUGUGUUUUGUGUGAUGAACAAAAUAAUCCAAAUCCAUACUUCGGGAAAUGUAUUUUUAAAUUAGAAUAUUGUAGAUAAUUGUUUUGAUUUACAGUUUGAAGCUACUGUACUACUUGCUCGGUAUGUGGGCUAUAAUAAGAAUUGUUGAAGACUCAACAUAUGCAGUUGUACCUGUGUCAUGGCUAGUGGAUGACAAUACAUGCUAUUAUCCAGAUGUCGAUAGCAAAACUUUGAAUCUACUUGUGGCCAGAGCCCAGGAACCUGGGACGAAUUGGGAUGUGGUCCUGAUUGAGUUAAUGGAUAAAAACAUUGAUAGCUUUGAAUAUUGCAUGUCAAUCAUUGCCUGCCUCAAGAAAGGUGUGACAUCAGAAAAUGAAAAAGCAAUGAGCAAACGGAAGAAGUCUUCAUCCAUGAAUUCAGAAAGAAGUGAUGAAGAAUCAGACUCUUCUUUAGAUGACAUUCAAUCGUUCAAAAAAAUCCAAACGCCGAAAAAAACUCGAACAAUCACCUCAAAACUGGAACCACUUUCCCCAGUGCAAAGUUCUCCUAUCAUUUCCCCUGCUGCGGCUUUAAGGCCUUCAACAGAACAGGUAGAAGUGUGUUCUACCCAAGAGUCAUCCUGCAGACUGCCCAAACAAAGUGAACAUUACUGUGUCUUCAAGUCAAAGGAACAGGUUACAUUGGAGGCCAUAGGGCAUGCUCUCUGUGUAAUAACACGAAAACUUGAAGUUCAGGAAAAUAACUCGUCAUUUCUUAAAGAAGAACUUCGAGCUAUCAGACAGGCUAUUGAAGUAAAAGAAAGAGUUCAAGAUGUCCCGAAUGAACAACUUCAAAACCAUGAAGAAUUAUUUCAAGAACUGCCACUCAAUUCAGUUGAAGAGGUGGAUUUGUUUGAAGAGCAAUUGAAAAGGAAAGAUCUCUUUCAAGCUUGUAUAUCCAGCAAGUCGCAAUAUGCCGUUGUGGGAUUCCCGGAUGAAGAUGAUGUCUGUGUUAUUAUACCAUUAUCCUGGGCUAAUAUUGAAGAAGGAUGGUGUUUCUAUCCCAAAAUCAAGAAUGAGGAGGACGUGAAAUACCACGUCAAAGCCCAAACCAGACCAUCUGAAGACUGGGAAAAACGCAACAUCCAUCUCCUGCAAACAUAUGAGAAGUAUUCCGAUGCACGAACUGAAUAUAAGGAAGUAGAACUGUCAGUGAACUUAGAAUCAGAUUACGAAAUGACAAGCAAGGCGAGGAAGAGAAAAGCAAGCUCAAGGCUUCAGUACCCUGGUGAAGAUGGUGUUGGUACAGACAUAAGUGAUUCUGAAACAGAGGAUUGUCAACCAAAUAGAAAAGUUAAAAAAACACCGAUCAACCCUAAUCCUGUAUUCACACCAACAAUUUUUCCAGAAGAAAAUUUAAUUGAAAAAUCUUCAAACCAAAAUACGAAAUUGCCUGUACCAUCCACUGUUCUUUCAUCCAAAAACAGAAACUGUGAAACAACAAAGGAAGUUACUAAUUCUCUAGAUCAAGGUGGCAUUGACAAAAUGCUUCAAAUUACGAUGCAACUGCAGGCGGCUGUAUUUCAUAAUGUGAGGCGACUUAUUUCUAUGGAAGAGAAAUUAGACAGACUUUUGGCAAAGCCAACAAACAACCAGUGGAGUGAAAAUAAUGAUGUUCAUCCACAUUUAUUGGGCUUUCUGCCAUUUCAGUCUAUGGCUGAUUUUGAGGCUACAGAGGCGAAAUUAAAGGAAUCUCCUUCCCUGAGGAACAAGUUUGUCAAGCUAUUUAUGGGAGUUGGGGGACAUGAUAUUAAGAAUAUGUCAAUAAACAUUAUGAGAAGGACGUUGACAGACGAACUCGGUCAGAACUUCUCAUUCACUGGGAAGAAAGGGUUCACAGAUAAAAUAGCUUUUGUGACUACCCAGUUAUAUUCUGUCAUUCGGCUUGCAGUAUGGAACUGGUAUAAGGACAAAUUUUGCGAAACUUCUUUGAAAAGACAUAUUUCAACUUGGCUGCAACAGUCCAAACACAGAUUGAUCCGAAGGACCGAAAGGAGAAAUCUGACGGAAAGUAGAGAAUCAAACCAGGAAGGUUUCCCAUCCAAUGAUGAGGAUCAGCCUGGAGUAAGCUGCAACUAAUUUAAAGCUGUCAUAAGGAUCAGCCUGGAGUAAGCUGCAACUAAUUUAAAACUGUCAUAAAUAUCACCAGUUGGAUAUAGGCCUAGUAUGUGAUUAACCCUAGGACUGCCCUGACCUGAUUUAUGCUCGGUGCACUGGCAAUUUAGGCUAUUUUGCAGGUUUUUUUUUAACAGUUCACAGUGCCUAAAGUACUGUUGAUAACCUGGUCAUAUUCAUACUUGUUUAGUUCAGAAAAGAAAGGAGAUUACGAACAAAAUCCCUGUUGGUGGUUUUUUUUUGCAAAAUGUGAAAAAAAUUAAAAAAAUUAAAAAUAUUUGGAAUAAUUUUCAAAAGCAGAGGCCUAGCAUUUUUACAAAAUUUUUUUAAAGACAAUCUAAGAUAUAUGAAAUGUAGGCAAUUAAUUUCCUUAAGAGGAAAUGUUAUUGAUGUUUCAAAUAAUUUUUUUACCGGAAUUAUGGGGGAAAAUAUGGAAAUUGGGGAAAUUCAACAAAUUUGCGCCCAACAUUUUAAACAUAAAAAUAUAAUCAGAAGUAUACAAUUUAUACUCAAAAAUUUUACACGCGCAAAAUAUUGUUCAAAUUAUAAUAGCAUUUAUAUUGAUCUGUUAGUGCUACGAGGUUCGUUUAUGUAUGAAAAUAAGAGUUUGGAAUCUCUUCUUUCCAACGGUAUCAAAAUUAUUACGCUUCUGGAUCAUUUUCAUUGCGUAAUAAGCGUUUGAAAAAAAAAUUUCUGAACCGCCGACCGGUUGGGCACCGAGUGCACACGUCAAACCGCCAACUCAGUCGGCGGAAGGCAGUCCUAGGGUUAAUGUUACCAAUUUUGUCAUGUAUAAAAAAAGGAAGGUGUGUGCAUAAGGUGCAAACCAUUCUUUUGCUGUCCGCUGAACUGUCAGUUUUGUUUUUUUAUAUAUUGUUUUAAUAACCAAAAAUGUUUUUAAUUUGCUUUAAGUUACUUGAACUCUGUCCUUCUUGUAGGUACAUUUUAUGGUAAAAUGCAAUAUUAAUCCAAUUAUUUGUAUCACAGUAGCAAAUCAUAGCAAUGUUUUGUCUCAAUAACCUGAGAAUUCCAUAUUGUUUUAUUUCUUAGGUACUUUUGAUGUGCCAACCUAAUCUGACACACACUUUCUCCCAUUAGCUUGUCAUCAACCUUUAUCAUAGGUGGGAGUAACUAUGAUAUUUUACAGGGAAAAUCACAAAAAGUUGCAACAGAUUUUUGAACAGUAACUUUACAGCAAUGGGGGGUUAGCACUAUUUUGUUUAAAACUAUCAUAAUCAAUUUUCUUGACCUAAACUGAUACUUUCUUGGCCUUCAAAUUUUGACGAGAACACUAUUUUGUCCAUGAACAUUAUACCCGUGAUGGUAAAAAAGAAAUGAAUUCACUACUUUAACAAUUAUAUGAAAAAUAUUGCCUUUUCUCAUAGUGAGAAAUGAAUUUUCUAGAACUAGAACUUGUAGCACUUGCGUGUGAGCCCAAUUACGUUAUAUCAGCUAACUAUGUUAUACUACAACACAUCCAUUUCUUUAUCCCAUUUUUCUUUAAACUUUUUUUAUGAGCCUGAUUUUUUUACAUUUUAUAUUUACAUUAGAUUGUAGUCCAAUCAAAUUUUGUAUUUAAAAGAUUUUGUCUUGUAUAAAAUA